Zea mays is the source of this 1352-nucleotide messenger RNA. RefSeq lists its product as uncharacterized. Gene Ontology annotation, molecular function: carbohydrate binding. Lineage: Eukaryota; Viridiplantae; Streptophyta; Magnoliopsida; Poales; Poaceae. The record is from RefSeq and is marked provisional. The transcript has 4 exons. Bases 77 to 1054 code for a protein of 325 amino acids.
UUGCUACACCACCACACCCACACCCCAUCCCAGCACACAACAAGCAGCCUGGUUUACGGUAGCUGCUAGCAAAACAAUGGAGAACCCUGCUCCGAGCAUCGUAGUGGCCAUCGCCGCACCCGUGGCGGCGGAGUUCGUGAAACUCACCUUCCGUGCCCUGUAUAUGCGCCGGGCUGGUCCUGGCAGCAGGGAGAUGACUGUGCCGGGAAGGCCAUCCGACCAGCUGGGCAGGAGAGUCGUCACUGACAGCCCCGUGUACGACGGCCGUGGCGCCGACGCCCGCCUCGUGGCUCGCAUACAGGGAGUCACGGUCCUGGUCGGUAACGCAGACGCCUUGUUCACCAUGGUGUUCGAAACCGACAGGCUAAAGGGCUCCACGCUCGUCAUCAACGGAAUGGUCACGGAUGGGUCAGACGAAUGGGCGAUCUACGGCGGAACCGGGGUGUUCGCCAUGGCCACCGGUGUCAUGAAGAGAAGAAACCUUGCCGGCGGUAGCAACGACGGGAACUCUGACGAGCUUGCCCUGGAAGUUUUCUGCCCGGUGUUUGGCGCAUCACAGCAACCAAUUAGCAAGCAGCAGGAGUCCAUCUCCUCCGUCACCAAGAUCGGACUAUGGGGCGGACAGGGAGGGUCGGCACAGGACAUCACGGCAGAGCAGCCACCACGGCGUCUGCACAGCAUCACCGUCCGCGCUGGCGUUGCCGUCGACUCCAUCGAGUUCACCUACACCGACGACGCUGGGCAGAGGCGCACUGCUGGGCGGUGGGGUGGACUUGGCGGCAAUGUUCGAACGAUCGACCUUGGCGACGCAGAGGAUGUCAGGGAAGUCUCGGGAACAUACGGCGCAUUUGAAGGUGCCAUUACGCUGACCUCGCUCAGGCUCGUCACCAGCAGCAGAACCUGGGGCCCCUGGGGGGUCGAGAACGGGACGCGUUUCUCCAUCACGGCGCCCAACGGCAGCAGCAUCGCGGGAUUCUAUGCGCGGGCGGGAACCAGGCUCGUCGACGCUAUCGGUGUUUACAUACGUCCAGUGGUGCCAGGCAGGCCUCGGUGAACAAGCGAGCCGAGCUCGCUCGUAUUACGAGCUGUAGGAUUAUGGUUCGGCUUGACUUGAUGUAGGCUACCUGCUACAUCAUGCUCGAUUCACUAUCCUUUAAUUCGGUCAUCGUCGUCGUCUUGUCUCGUGUCAAAUAAAGCUCUCUUGUGCCUAUAUACGGCUCUCAUGGUUGUGCCGUGUCUCUAUAUGUUAGUGUUUAUGUAUAUGUGGAGAUCAAAUAAUGGCCUUGCAAUAAUGAUCAAAGACUCGCUAUGUUAAUGAUAAUUUCAUUUUAUAUAUUGGUUUUUUUUGUUUC